Cryptosporidium ubiquitum is the source of this 3228-nucleotide messenger RNA. Its product is annotated as chromatin associated protein. Gene Ontology annotation, biological process: chromatin organization; negative regulation of transcription by RNA polymerase II. The coding region runs from base 1 to 3228 and encodes 1075 amino acids. The transcript has a single exon. Gene Ontology annotation, molecular function: chromatin binding. Gene Ontology annotation, cellular component: pericentric heterochromatin. Lineage: Eukaryota; Apicomplexa; Conoidasida; Eucoccidiorida; Cryptosporidiidae. The record is from RefSeq and is a predicted model, not a curated record.
AUGUCUAUAAUAAAUGGAGAUGUGAGCGAAGGUACUGGAAGUUCUGGUACACAGAAAGGACGGAGAGGAAGGCCAAGACGUAGUAACCCAGUAACUCAGAUAAGUAAUUUGGAAUCAGAAGAGAGCAGCAUGAAUGAUAUUCCUGUGGAAAAGAAUGGAGUUGUUUCUGUGUGUGAAAUAGAGUUGUUAACAGAAGAGGAUAAAACAAUUCCAGAUGCAAAGUUAGCAAGCUAUAAUAUAGAGGAAGAGUUUGUUGGAUUUGGUGUGGGAUUAUCUACUGGUUUUGAUAGAUAUUUCCAAUCAAAUGGAUUUAAUUCGAUGGGAGGAGGAAAUACAGGAAUCAGGUUAUGUUAUUCGGGCUUGUGGCGGAAACUUCCCCAAAAUGUUCCUGUUAGAGAGUUGGCAAUGUCCAGGUAUCAUAUUGCAGUACUACUGAAUAAUGGUCACGUUUAUGUUACACUAAAUGAUAUGAAUGAGAGCCUUUAUGGCAAUUUUGAGAAUUAUCAGAAAAUUUCAGGAGUAUUAGUAAAUAGCCAGCAGGAGCGUCCAGAAUCUGGAAAUGAACAAAGAAACAGCAUAAAUAGUAGCAAUACACUACUUCUUGAGAGUAGUAUAGUCCAAGGUAGUUGGCUUAAUAUUAAAGAAUUGGAUGAUAAGAAUAUUCGAGGGCUUAGAAUUGCCUCAAUUGCUGUUGAGGCUGGUAACUUUGAACACAAGUUUGGCAUCAAGAGUUUUGUUUUAGCAUGUUUGACAAGUGAAGGCAAAAUUUGGAUUGUAGAACAUAACUCAUCUGUACAGGGAGGAUUUAACAAUCUCCGUCACAUAGAUCUUAGACAACUAAACCCAAAGAAUCAAGAUGAAACCAAAGACAAGAGUCUGACAGGUAAUGAGUUUUAUAGAGCUGUUGAUGUUACACUAUCCGAAAUGAUACCAAUUUACGGAAAAAGCUUUGAAAAAAUUGAGAAAGUUGAAGAAAUUAACGAAUAUCAGGACAUCACGUCUGAAAACUUUCUUCCGUCCUUCCCAUACAAAUAUGGAAUGGCCAUAACUUCUCUUUUAGUUGAUGGCCAAAGUAGCAGUAUUAUUCUUAAGAAGAAUACUGAGAUUAGUAAUUACGACAAAAUGGUUGUACUGGAUCUUCCAGUUACAUGUAGGAAAACUUUUUGUGGGCCAAAUGCUGAUUUUGGUCUGAUACUAUUGCAAAACGGGCUACUUUGGAGUUGGGACCGAAGAGAAGGUCUAAUCAAACAAGUAAGGCAAAGCCACGAUCCUCCUAAGUCUUGCAUCUCCAUUAGAGAGUUUAACCAAUCUGACCAAGAGCACUUCUCAGAAAAGAUUAACUUAAGGGUCUUAAAUGGUUCAUUAUUUGGGAGAAAGGUAAUUGAUUUUUCUGGCAUGAAUGGAGAAUUUAUUGCAUUGACUCAAGAUGGAAUUGUUCAUGAAUGGAAUGAUCCAGAUAGAAUGAGUAUCUUUAAAAGACCUUUAAUUUUAAACCCAAUCAUUUUAACCCCAAAAACUCAUCAUCUGAUUGUCAAGAAGGCUCUUUCAAAUGGUGGAUACUGGUCUUUUGAUGCUAUUACCUUGAAAUGUAACCAGGUUCCAGAUAUUCAGAAACCUUUCAAAGAUGAUAAUAUAAAGAAAAUAGACUUAAACACCGGUGUAAUUAAAGAAAUGAUGAAUAGGGAAAUUAAUGAAAUGUAUGAUCCAAAUAACCGAAUUAUUGGGGUUUGGUUAUUGGAAGGCAUAACCUUGGUUCUCUAUAAAGAUGGAGUUUUAAAAGCUCUUUACAAUUAUUUAGGUAGGGAUGGGUAUGAUACCAAGGUUGGCUUUAUCUCUGAAGAAGACGAGCUCUGCUGGAAUAGGCAGAACUCUUCAAUAAAAAACUGCAUUCUCUUAUCUUCAAGAUUGGGAAGAUGCAUUCCAGCCAAUCCAAUAGCGUUGGUUGGAUUGCUCUCGAAUUUUGAAAGAGGCAAAUCCCUUUCAGACAAACAAAAACAGUUGAUCAUACAGAGAUCUUUAGUUAAGCUUUCUCUCAGAGAAAAACCAGUUUAUCGUAUUUUAGCGUGUUAUAACUCCAUAGUACUUGGAAUUUUAAGAUCCAAUGCUAAAUGGCGUCCAGGAAGGGGCCAAAACUCUAAAAAAGCUCAGCCAUCAAAACUUAUAUGUAAGUCUGAUCCUUCAUCUCAGGAACAGUUCAAACUUAAUGAUGAAGAAAUGAAUUUCUCUGCCACUGUUAAUCUUAAAGAUGUCAAGGAAAUCGUUCAAAAUCAAGAAAAUAAGGAAGACUCAAACCCCGAAACUUUCACUUGUAACAAAAAUCAUGUUGCCAAUUUAUCUACCAAUCAGGAAUUAUCUACUUUGCAGAUACCUUCAGUUAAAGAUACCGAAACUAUUCUUAAUAAAAAAGUCGAUAUCCAUGAUCAGAAUCAGGUUCCAAAUAAAGGUAGAGGGUCCAGUAGUAAGAAACCCUCUUCUAGAAAAAGCUGUAACUCUGUAAAAGUUAUUGCUUCUUCUAUUAAAAAUGCCCAAGACAAUACUCCAAUUAAUUCAUCCACAACUACCAAUAGUGCUAUGAUUUCUACAUCUAAUACAAAUAUCCAUGUUACGACUAAUACUGUCUCUACAAUGGACGAAUCACCUACACUUUCAAAAAAUGAGCCUAACCCAAGCAUAGAAACUAACAAUGUAAAUCCUACAUCUUACAAGCUGAGCAAAGAUACAACUUCAAAACGUAGAAAUGACCCAGAUUCUAGUCCUUUUUCAUCAUCCGUUCCACCUACUUCCAACAGAAGAUCAUCUGUAUGCAGCCAAAAGGCUUUUAAUAACACAUCUAAAGCUCAAGUUAACUCUAAAACAAGGAAAAGAGAAAGAAGAUCUCUUUCUAAAUCUGAAGAUAAAGAGAACGCGAAUUGCAUGAAUAAUUUGGAUAAUAAAAGCUUAUACAACACUGAAAAGGAGGAGGAACAUUCUCCUUGGGGGUCAAAGAAGCUAAGUCUUGUUGAAUACGAAGUUGAGCAAAUACUCAGCAUUCGUGAAAAGCCUUUGACUAAACAAAAGGAAUACUUAAUUAAAUGGAAAGUUCCUGGACACCCAGUACAACCAACGUGGGAGCCUGAAGAAAAUCUUAACGGUUGCGAAGAGCUUCUACAAGAUUUCCUCAAGAGUAUUAAAACAUCCAGAUCUGGAAGGCUUCUUCUUCCUUGUACUGCAAUAAACAAAAUUACUUAA